Messenger RNA from Adineta ricciae, 2049 nucleotides. The record is from the annotation of a GenBank genome assembly. NCBI's taxonomy places the organism in Eukaryota, Metazoa, Rotifera, Eurotatoria, Adinetida, Adinetidae.
AUGAACGAUCUCAGCGUUGAAGUGGGACAUCCUAACGGUGCCUACUACAAAGCACAUGUUCAUGAUGUGGAUACAAUCGGUAUUGAUGUUAAAUAUGAUCAAGAUUUUCUCCCUCCAACAAAAGUUCCCUUUUCUGAUAAUCGCGUCCGACUACCGCCAGAACCAAGUGAUCUAAAAAAACUAGCACCUGGCGAUGCAUGUGAAGUUCUCGCAAAAGCCAAAGAGGACGAACCACUCGGCUGGUGGCCGGCAACUGCAAAAAUGUUCAGAGGCGAAUUUUUUGUUGUUGAUUAUAAAGGCAGUGCUCAAGGCUCCGUUUAUUCGGACAUCGUACCGAGUGAUAGAAUUCGCUAUCCAAAUACAAAUCCACCGAUCACUUAUUCAAUGUUUAAACGGAUAGAACUACCUGUUCCUAAAGAGAGUCAAGAAGCAUGUAAUAAUCCAGCAAAUCACAAAGAUUUCAAGAGAACAUCGGGUGCUGCAGUUGUUCGAUAUGAUAAAGCAAAAGAAUGUCUUGUUGUUAUCUCUGACAAUGACAGUACACUUCGCCGUGCUCAAAUAUUAUCCGAAAUGCAUUUUCGAAAUUUACGUUCAAAAGCCAAACUUGUUCAAGAAACAGAAAAAGUUUCGAAACAACUUGAACGAAUCAAGGUCAAUCAAACAUCCAAAUUUUUCGAAAAAUUCACUGUCAAAACUGAGCUAAUGGGUCUUGCUAUUGGUUCACAUGGAUCAAACAUUGCUAAAGCACGCGAAGUACCUGGCGUCACAGCUAUUGAAGUUGAGGAUGAAACUUGUACGAUUAAAGUGUUUGGUGAUACAGACAAAGCUGUAAAAGAAGCGCGUAGUAUACUCGAGUAUACUGAAGAUUCUGUGUCAAUUCCGCGAGAACUAAUAGGCAAAGUUAUUGGUAAAAAAGGUCAUAUCAUUCAAGAAAUAGUGGAUAGAAGCGGAGUAGUGCGUGUUAAAAUUGAAGGAGAUAAUGAACAACCAACAGCACAUGAUGAAAGCAAUUAUCCUAGUCAAGUGCCAUUUAUCUUUGUCGGCACAGCGGAAAGCAUCGCCAAUGCAAAAGUUUUACUCGAAUACCAUUUAGCUUCUCUAAAAGAAUUCGACGAAUUACAAGAAAAGAAGAUCCAAGUGAAUGAACAAUUUCGUACAAUCGUUGGUCCACAGCAAGGCACUUCGAUGAGCAUAACUACGGGAAUGGGCUACCAAGGCAGUCGACCGCAACGUUAUGAGUCCGAUCGAAUGAGUAAUUCUGGUAGUACACGCAGUUUUCGUGAUACUAAUUAUCAGCAGCAACCCUAUCCUCAACAACAACAACAACAGCGUGGUGAUAAUUAUAACAAUCAACAAUCUCGUCGAUCAAAUAACUUCGGCGGAGGUAGUGCUAAUCGCGGACGUCGUGGUGCUGGUGGUAAUUUAUAUCGUGGUGGCACACAAAGUGAUGCCGGUACUGGUGACGAAGCUAGUGAGUGUGGCGAUGCAGCAUCGUCAACGGUUGGUACCGGUCGAAAAUUUCGCGACUGGGCAGCACAGGUCGAAAGUGAACAACAACAAGAGGCUGGCUACAGCACUGACAGUAUGAUACAUUCAGCUACGCUACCCAGAGGUGCUGGUGGACGAGGUGGCCGACGCGGCUGGCAACGUGGUCGACCACCACUACCUAACCGCCAAGGUUAUAAUGAUCGUCGUCGAAACAAUGACGCUGAAAGCACAACCUAUGAUGUUCAGGAAGCCAAUGAAGGUCAACAACAGUAUAAUGAUCAGUAUUCAACGCAACGCUAUCGAUAUGGUAAUUCUCGUGGCAAUCGUGGUGGUAACAAUUAUCGCUAUAAUAACAAUAAUAUGAAUAAUAACCAACAUGAAUAUUACGAAGAGAAUUACGGUAUUGGUGGACAAUCGCACCAGAUGUCAUCAAAGAAAUCUCAACAAACAUCAUCCAACAAUGGAACGGAGUCCAACGAUGUGUCCACGUCCGACUCGAUAAAUGGUGGCGCACCUAAAGAGCAACGGCCACCCAAACAACAUACCAAUGGUGUCAAAUAA